Molecule: messenger RNA, 1962 nt
Organism: Annulohypoxylon maeteangense
Lineage: Eukaryota; Fungi; Ascomycota; Sordariomycetes; Xylariales; Hypoxylaceae
Product: aminoglycoside phosphotransferase
Exons: 3
Coding region: 290-1357 (355 amino acids)
Source: RefSeq, a predicted model, not a curated record
CGUCAUCCUGUUCUAUAUAAGGAGCGUAUAAAUUGUUCGCGGAGUCAUUGGCUUACAUGUGGGGCACUUAUGGCAUUGCUUCUCCGCAUCUGAGGCUAGGAAAUGCGAAAGUUGAUGAGCAGAAAUGUAUUCACAACCAGCUUCACCGCUAUAUGCGCAGAGCUAGCCCAUAUCAUUAAUAGAGUGUGUUGAUUGUCGAAAGAGCUAUAACGAUAAUCAUCAACCUGGCUGGUUCAGCAAAGAAUAAUCAUCGCAGAAUCCCUUCCCUCAUUGCAUAGAAGGCUGAAAAAUGGCAUCGAAGACGGAGUCAUCUCUUGAAAAACUACCGGCAAUCCCAGCAGAGGUGUCAACUCAAUGGCUGGAGUCGAAGCUUGGCCAUAAGAUCAAGUCAGCCUCGUUGACACGGUCCAUAUUCGGCACAGGUAGCAAACUAUUCUUCACUAUCGAGUAUGCAGUGGAAAUAGCUGAUGUGAAUUCGCGGCCGACGAAUAUCUGCGUGAAGGGCGUGUUCGACCCUGCAAUGGUAGAAUCUCAGCCGUGGACUCUGAGCCUGGCACAGCGUGAGGCCAACUUCUUUGCGAAGAUCGCGCCAAGUAUCAAGCACAUGGGUUACCCAAGAGGUUGGUGGGGUGGAACGAGCGAUAGCCAGGGAAUUGCUAUUAUGUCCGAUCUGACGCAUGAAGGCUGCACCUUUCCGUCCGAGGCUGCCUCUUAUCCGGUCGAGAAGGCGCUGGAUGGCGCCGCCCAGAUAGCCGGUCUGCAUGCCCAAUUCUGGGGCAAGAGCCAGGACGAUUACCCUUGGAUAUCGAACGACUACGACGUGGCUAUGAAGUUCAUCGCCUCUCCGUGGGAUAGCGUCGUGCGAGAACCUGGACGGCCUAAGCUACCCGAAUACCUGAUGGACGGGGCGCGCGUUAAACGGGCACAGGACAAAUACUAUGCCCAACGCAACCCCAGGUUUCGAACGCUACUACACGGCGAUACGCACCUCGGCAAUGUGUACUUUACGUCUGAAGGGCAUACACGGUUCCUGGACUGGUCGGCCUUCCACUUCGCGUCGUGCUUUCACGAUCUUGUCUAUUUUGUGUCUACUACUUUGACUGUAGAGGAUCGUCGCGCUCACGAAAUGGACGUAUUGGACCACUACUUGGCAACUCUUCACCGUCUGGGAGGCCCCAAGUUCGACCGCGACGACGAGGAACUUAUGAUAGAGUAUAAAAGGUCGUACAUGACGAACAUUAUCUGGCCAGUCUGUGGAUAUGACUUGCAGACUAAGGAGAGGGUAGACGCUUUCACGGAGCGUACUAUCGCCGCUUGGGUUGACCACAAAGUCAUCGAAGUCAUCGAGGCUCAAUAGUAGCUAUCCAGGCUUGGAAAACGGAUUGUCCAAUAUACCUAACACUUAGGAUCUAUACCUACCAAGUCUACCUAUUCCUAUAAGUUCGCAUUAAUUAGAUGUCCCGAAGCCAUACUUUCUACUCAGGGAAAAUCUUAGAAAAAGGCAUUUUAAAAUUGUGUCUGUCGCAUCACCCCUUCUUUUCUCUUUAGCUGAAGGAACUGUCUCUGACAGUGUUCGAAUUUGCUUCUUGUAAACUACCGUGAAUGUAGGUAUCCUCGGGUCCCAGUAUACGACACAUGAAAGUUUCUUUCAGGGAAUUCUAUUUUGAAAGCCUUUACGUGUCUGCGUGUGUGUGUGUGUGUGUCACGAAGGGUGAUCUUAAAACAAGGAAUGAUCUUGAAGGCCUCGACGGCGUGUGGAUGUUUGCAGAGAAGAGAAUCGACAAUAAGACGAAAGGUUUAUGUAAAACUCAAUACCUAUACCUACCUAGGUACAUAUAUUACCUAGUGGGUACCAGGUAAAUAGUGGGACUGGAUAGGUAUCUAGGUACAUGUCUUUGUAUACAUAUUUAUCUACUAGGUACAUAUAACUUUCAUGAAGGUGGUCUAUGCGUAACCUUGGAA